UUUAUUUAUGGCGAACGAUAACGACCGCAUCGCUGAUCGCAUGAUCUCAAUGUUUCCCAGAGAUCGAAAAGCCAUACAUCAAUGGUACACCAAAGAAGACGAAUACGGUGCCAAGCUUUGGGACAUCGAGCCCGCUGCACAGGUCAUUGGCAUCACAUCUAAUGGUGCUCUUGUGCUGGAUAGAUGUCGGGCGGCGGCCAUUAGGUGGAAGAACUUCCCAUCCGUCGCGUUUGCUACGAGGCGCUCGAUCCGAAAAAUUGUGGCACUCAUAGUGCCGUACUUGUGCAUGAUCCUGAUCGUGGCGGGUAUUGCCUUGAACAGACUUGGGUGUGGGACCAUCUUUGGUCUGUGUAACAUAGAAAGAGACUUGCGUGAUCCCAUAGCAGCGGCAGGCCUUGGCCUACUGAUCAGCUCAAUCGUUCUGAUGCUUUUUGCACCAUGCUUGACAACUUAUGGACACUCCGGUCGAGUAGUCUCUGCUCGUCCGUGGCUGAUUGGGGUGAGGGGAGUCAUCUCUGCCCAACAAGCUUCCAAGUGCCUGUAUGGAGGUCAGGUGGGCAAUUCUCGUCGUACCUUUUACACCCCUUCAGGUUCGUUGUUGGCGAAACCAACGACAAGUAAUUCCAAAUUCCGCGAAGGCCACGUUUCGCAAUACAAAGCAGCUCUUGCAGCUCCACCAUUUGACCCUAUCGAAGGCCACAUGUUCACCCUCGUCGAUACUGUAUCUGGGACGAUCUACUACUUCCGCGCGCAUAGGCCACCCACGGUUUGCCUGUUUACGGGAGCAGAGGGUGGACAAGGGAGGUUUGUUCUGUGUAGUGGGAAGUGCAGCAGUAGCGAGCUGCAACGCGAGACGGUGCUCCGUAUGCCGAGCUUCAUCUCGACCUACAUGCACACAUGUGAUUGGUGUUGGAUGUUAAACAUCGACGUAUUUCCUUUUCUCUGUUUCCUUUCUCUGUUUCCUUUCUCGAUUUCUCGAUCAUGAUCACGGACCCUUUAGAAUAGAUUAUAAUCUUAUUGUUUCGCACUGUUUGUACCUCAGCGGUUAUUCUCCAACGCUGAGGUAUGGUUCAUGUUCACAUAUGCACGCCGUCUCUCACUUACACUAUUUCGUCUCUAGACGUGUCCUUUAGGGAUUAUCAAUACACAGCGGUUAUUCUCCAACGCUGAGACGUGUCCUUUAGUUUCUACUUUCUACAGGUUAUGAGCCCCGGCUUCAUUUAAGCCAGACAACCGAAACUUUAAACACAAUUCACUCACGUGCUGCCCGCCGCUCACAUAAUUCACAUUUACCAACGACGGUAUCGUUAUGGGUAAACAUGAC
This is a messenger RNA of Suillus clintonianus, 1324 nucleotides long. RefSeq lists its product as uncharacterized. The transcript has a single exon. Lineage: Eukaryota; Fungi; Basidiomycota; Agaricomycetes; Boletales; Suillaceae. The coding region runs from base 8 to 985 and encodes 325 amino acids. The record is from RefSeq and is a predicted model, not a curated record.